Messenger RNA from Ficedula albicollis (Collared flycatcher), 3693 nucleotides. It is a transcript of the gene USP13, whose product is annotated as ubiquitin specific peptidase 13 (isopeptidase T-3). Bases 22 to 2427 code for a protein of 801 amino acids. Gene Ontology annotation, molecular function: cysteine-type deubiquitinase activity; protein binding; zinc ion binding. NCBI's taxonomy places the organism in Eukaryota, Metazoa, Chordata, Aves, Passeriformes, Muscicapidae. The record is from RefSeq and is a predicted model, not a curated record. Gene Ontology annotation, biological process: protein deubiquitination. The transcript is spliced from 20 exons.
GAAGGAGGUCUCUAUGUGUGCAUGAACACGUUUCUGGGAUUUGGAAGGGAGCACAUCGAGAGGCAUUACCGGAAAACAGGACAGUGUGUCUAUCUGCACCUGAAACGACACGUGAUAGAGAAGGUACCAGGAGCAUCUGGUGGAGCUUUACCAAAAAGGAGGAAUGCUAAGCUAUUUUUAGAUCUGGAGAUAAGCAGUGAUCUCAACAACGAUGACUUUGAGUAUGAGGAUGAAGCAAAACUUGUUAUCUUUCCUGAUCACUAUGAAAUCUCAUUACCCAACAUAGAAGAGCUACCAGCACUGGUGACGAUAGCUUGUGAUGCACUCCUCAGUGCAAAAUCACCCUACAGGAAGCAGGAAUCUGACUCCUGGGAAGAAGAGCUGCAGGCAUCUAAACAUGCUAAAACACUUGUACAGUUAGACAAUGGUGUUAGAAUUCCCCCCAGUGGGUGGAAGUGCUCCAAGUGUGACCUGCGGGAGAACCUGUGGCUGAACCUGACCGAUGGCUCUGUGCUCUGUGGGAAGUGGUUCUUCGAUGGCAGUGGGGGCAAUGGACACGCCAUGGAGCACUACAAGGAGACAGGUUAUCCCCUGGCAGUGAAGCUGGGAACCAUCACUCCUGAUGGAGCAGAUGUCUAUUCCUUUGAUGAAGAGGAGCCGGUUUUAGAUCCGCAUAUAGCAAAACAUUUGGCACACUUUGGAAUUGAUAUGCUGCAGAUGCAAGUGACAGAGAAUGGGCUGAGAGAUAAUGACAUAAAGCCAAGAGUCUCAGAAUGGGAAGUGAUUCAGGAAGCUGGCGUGAAGCUCAAGCCCAUGUAUGGCCCAGGAUACACUGGCAUGAAGAACCUGGGAAAUAGCUGCUACCUCAAUGCUGUCAUGCAAGCCAUUUUCAGCAUCCCAGAGUUCCAGCGAGCGUAUGUGGGAAACCUUCCACGAAUAUUUGACUACUCCCCUCUUGAUCCAACACAAGAUUUCAACACUCAGAUGGCUAAACUGGGGCACGGCCUCCUUUCAGGCCAAUAUUCUAAGCCACCCUUGAAAUCUGAGCUCAUUGAGCAGGUGAUGAAAGAAGAACACAAGCCUCAACACAAUGGAAUAUCUCCUCGAAUGUUCAAGGCUUUUAUAAGUAAAGGCCACCCAGAAUUUUCAUCUAACAGACAACAGGACGCACAGGAGUUUUUCCUACAUCUUAUAAAUCUAGUAGAGAGGAACCCUGUGGGUUCAGAAAACCCCAGUGAUGUGUUCCGGUUCCUGGUGGAGGAGCGCACGCAGUGCUGCCAGUCCAGGAAGGUGCGCUACACGGAGAGGGUGGACUACAUCAUGCAGCUGCCCGUGGCCAUGGAGGCAGCAACAAACAAAGAGGAAUUAAUUGCCUAUGAAUUGAAGAGGAGAGAAGCAGAAGCUGCAAGGAGACCUCUGCCAGAGCUGGUCCGUGCCAAGAUCCCAUUUAGAGCAUGUCUGCAGGCCUUUUCUGAACCAAGCAAUGUAGAGGAUUUCUGGAGCAGUGCCCUUCAAGCAAAAUCUGCAGGAGUUAAGACUUCCCGUUUUGCUUCCUUUCCUGAGUACCUAGUGGUGCAGAUAAAGAAAUUCACCUUUGGCCUUGACUGGAUACCCAAAAAGCUUGAUGUUUCUAUAGACAUGCCAGAUUUCCUGGAUAUCAGUCACCUUCGGGCCAGGGGGCUCCAGCCAGGAGAAGAGGAGCUCCCAGACAUUGCUCCUCCCAUUGUCAUUCCUGAUGACCCAAAAGAUCACAUGGCGAACCAUUUCGUGGAGUCCCUAGAUAUUGAUGAGUCCUCAGUUAUGCAGCUGGCAGAGAUGGGCUUUCCUUUGGAAGCAUGUCGGAAAGCUGUGUACUAUACAGGCAACCUGGGUGCUGAAGUUGCUUUCAACUGGAUCAUUGCACACAUGGAAGAACCAGACUUCGCUGAGCCAUUGGUCACACCUGCAUUUGGAGAAGUUGCUUCCAGUGGGGCAGCUGCUUUAGGAGCUGUAGGGCUAGAUAACCAGCCUCCUGAAGAGAUGGUUGCAAUUAUCAUUUCCAUGGGAUUCCAAAGGAAUCUGGCGAUUCAGGCACUGAAGGCAACAAACAAUAACUUGGAGCGUGCACUGGAUUGGAUCUUUAGCCACCCUGACCCUGAGGAAGAAAGUGACCUUGCUUUGGACACGAUGGAUAUGGAGAACAAUGCUAAUGCCAAUAUCCUUGCAGACACAGGGUCUGAGGGACCCAGGAUCAAAGAUGGCCCUGGAAGGUAUGAGCUGUUUGGGUUCAUCAGCCACAUGGGAACAUCCACGAUGAGUGGCCACUACGUUUGUCACCUCAGAAAGGAAGGAAGAUGGGUUAUCUACAACGACCUUAGAGUUUGUGCCUCAGAACGACCUCCCAAAGACCUGGGCUACAUUUAUUUUUACCAUAGGAUACCGAGUUAGGCCUCUAAACUACCACCUGGCCUUAAGAAGCCAUAAGCCUUUUUAACCUGCCCAAAAAAAGUAUACAAUAAAAAUGUAAAACCAACAAAAGACCCCUUAACCCUUGGACUGCCAAAAAGCAAAGGAAAACGUGGGGUGUUUAUAGUGUAUUUAAAAACAAUCAUUUGAUGCCGCCUUAAGUGUUAGACGGAAGAUUUCUAUUAGGUGCUGUAUAGGACAUUGUUUUAAAUUUAUACACCUUACAGGCCAUGUGGAUUUCUGGUGGAGUUUGCAGCUAGUGUGUGGAGAAUAUGGAAGCUUCAGUGUUGAGCAAAAACAGUUUAGCCCAGCUCCUGUCUGCCCUGCCUGUGCAUCCUUUGAAGACCACAAACAAAUAUUUGUGUCUUUGGUGACUGGGAGCCUGAGUUUUCAUCCAGAAUCCAGAUCAUGUAGAGAAAUCAUUUGAAGGGAGGGGGUUUGUGGAUGUUCUUCAAUGCAGAAUGUUUUAUUUCAGAGAUUAUUUUCAGUGCAGUGAGAAAAGUCAGCUGAAGUUAUAUCUGUUGGAAUUCAGUGGUACAGUAUCUUGAUUUGACUUUUCCAGGCAUAAGCCUGAGACUAAUGGAGACAGGAGCAAUCUCCUGUCAGUGCCCUCUACAUUUUUUGUCAAAGAGAAAUUUUAUUUUAGCAGACAUAGGUUUCUUCAUCUUCACUUGGAUGUUCAUCUUGUAAGUUCUACCAACAGUUUCAGGAUUACAGAUGGCUAAAGGCAGAAGAAUUUCUGACUACAAAAUUAAAUGCACACCCUGAGGAAAGGCAAGGCUGUAUUUAAAUUUUGUUUUCUUAUGGAGGAGGAGAAGAAGGGUCUAAUGUCCCAUUAUAUUUAUGUCAGGGAAAUUUGUAUCUAGACCACUCAUAUUCCAUCUGGAACCAACCCACUGACAAAGUACUCAGAGUGCAAUCCUGCUUUCUGCUAAAGAUUGCUUAAAUAUUGACUUUCAUAUCUGAGUGGGGGAAAUUGCUUAGCAAGUUUUCUGAUUUAUUGAUUUACCCCUCUCUUCCUCCCUUAAAAAAAACCAAAACAACAAGAACCAAUAAGAACAAAAACCAAACAAUAAAAACCCCCUUGAAUUUAUAUUUUUGCUUUCUUUAAACUUACCAAUGCAUCAAUAAUCUGAUCUCUUCAAGAGAUACCUUCUAAAAGGGGUUUGAUAUCUCUGGCAGGGAUAAUGGGGUGGGUAGGCAGGGGCUGGCCUUUCCUGUCCUUGUGGUUUUUUUUUGUUGUUUUUU